AUGUCUUAUGUGGACGGCUAUGAUGCAGCAACAACUAACUCAGCCGAAAAGACAAAAAAGGAUUUGAAACAAAAAGAUAUUGCCGCCGAGUAUGGAAUAUCAAAGCAAUCUGUUUCUGAUAUCGUCAAAGCAAAAGAGCAGUGGGUAAAAAUUGAAUCAGGAACAACUUUAGCCAACUCCAAACGUGCACGAAGAGCAACCUAUGAUGCACGAAGUGACUUGGAUUUGAGUGAUAGUUUGCUGAUGGAAAAAGCCUUGAUAUUUGCCAAAGAAUUCGAAGUUUCUGACAAGUUUCUAGCUUCUUUCCGUGAGAAACUUCAAGAUAUAAUCAAAGAUUAUGAACCUCAAGAUGUAUUCAACUGUGAUGAAACAGCAUUAUAUUGA
Messenger RNA from Ambispora gerdemannii, 384 nucleotides. The record is from the annotation of a GenBank genome assembly. NCBI's taxonomy places the organism in Eukaryota, Fungi, Glomeromycota, Glomeromycetes, Archaeosporales, Ambisporaceae.